AGGAUGGAGCAGGGCCCUGGAGAGAGCGAGUACUCGGAGCCCUUCGAGGGGGAGCAGGACCCGGCGCCCGAGGGCGGCUGCGAGGACGAGCCCACAGGGUGCCCCCGGCAGGGCGAGGGUCGGCGGGGGAGGCCCCGGCGGGGACCGCAGCUCUACGACACCCCCUCCGAGGAGUGGGAGGCGGCCGGGGAGGGCCCGGGGGUGCCCCCGGGCCGGCAGAGCCGCCUGCCCCGCGAUGACGAGCGCCCGGCCGACGAGUACGACCAGCCCUGGGAGUGGAAGAAGGAUCACAUCUCACGGGCAUUCGCAGUGCAGUUUGAGAGCCCCGAGCGCUCCCCCAGCCUGUCCCGGCAGCUGCCACGGCCCCCCCGUGCCCCCCCAGGCACCAGGCCGGGCUGCCCCCCCAGCCCCAGGCACGUGGACACCUCGCUGCCCCUGGAGAAGCAGGCGUGGUACCACGGCCCGAUCGGGCGGGCGGGUGCGGAGACGCUGCUGGCGCUGUGCCGCGAGGGCAGCUUCCUGGUGCGGGACUGCGAGACCAGCCCCGACGACUACUCAUUGUCCCUGCGGAGCAGCCAGGGCUUCGUGCACGUCAAGCUGACGAGGACGCGGGAGCAGCACUUCACCCUGGGCCGGGCGGGCGCCGCCUUCCCCUCGGUGCCCGCGGCCGUGCGACACUACACGGCGCGGGCCCUGCCGGUGCGGGGGGCGCGGCACCUGGCACUGCUGUACCCCGUGGCCGUGCAGCCCCUGUGACCCCCCCAGUAAAG
Myiozetetes cayanensis is the source of this 770-nucleotide messenger RNA. RefSeq names its product Src homology 2 domain containing transforming protein D (gene SHD). The transcript has 6 exons. The coding region runs from base 4 to 756 and encodes 250 amino acids. The record is from RefSeq and is a predicted model, not a curated record. Gene Ontology annotation, molecular function: phosphotyrosine residue binding. Lineage: Eukaryota; Metazoa; Chordata; Aves; Passeriformes; Tyrannidae.